AUGAUUAUUUGUCUGUACGUUGAUGAUCUACUGGUUACCGGUUCUAACUUGAAAGAAAUUGAUGAGUUCAAGAAGAUGAUGGAGGUUGAAUUCGAGAUGACAGACCUUGGGAGGCUUAGCUAUUUCUUGGGAAUGGAAUUCACUCAUACAGCUACAGGACUACUGAUGCACCAACAGAAGUAUGUGAAAGAGUUACUGGAGAGAUUCAAGAUGAUCAAAUGCAAUGAUGCUAGAAGUCCACUUGAAGUGAAUAUCAAGCUAAGGAUAGAUGAAACUGAAGAAGGAGUGAAUGAAAAAACUUAUAAACAAAUAGUCAGAUCUCUGCGGUUUCUCUGCAACAGCAGGCCAAACUUGAUGUUUAGUGUUGGCUUGAUAAGCCGUUUCAUGGGCAAUCCAAAGAAGAGUCAUAUGAGUGCUGCCAAACGUGUACUGAGAUACAUUAAAGGAACUACGAGUUAUGGAAUUCUGUUUCCAUAUGGAAUGGAGAAGAAUGAGUUGAAGCUUGUUGGCUAUGCUGAUUCGGACUAUGGCGAUCAAGUUGAAAGGAAGACUGGUUGCUAUGUUGUAUGCCAAGGAAUUUGGCUAAAUAAAGUGUUGAAAGAAUUGAGAAUACAUGAAGAGGGUUCUGUGGUGUUGAAGAUGGAUAACACAUCUGCCAUAAACUUGGCAAAGAAUCUGGAAGACUUUCGGUAUAACUCUGUUGGGUCUAUCGAGGAGAGGGUUUACAGGGGAGACAUAAGCACCAAUGACAUCUGA
This is a messenger RNA of Vigna umbellata (rice bean), 756 nucleotides long. The record is from RefSeq and is a predicted model, not a curated record. Lineage: Eukaryota; Viridiplantae; Streptophyta; Magnoliopsida; Fabales; Fabaceae.